Molecule: messenger RNA, 797 nt
Organism: Lutzomyia longipalpis
Lineage: Eukaryota; Metazoa; Arthropoda; Insecta; Diptera; Psychodidae
Exons: 4
Coding region: 47-664 (205 amino acids)
Source: RefSeq, a predicted model, not a curated record
UUCUUUUGUGUGUUCAACUACAAAAUUGCGUAGACUACAUAAACUAAUGAGUUGGACAUUUAACAUCACGAGGACGACGUUUUGGUGUGAUUUCCUGUUGAACGUAGCCUUUGUGCAAAUGGAAGAUAGCGGAAUAGAUAGUGGAGAGAAGAAUGAAAAAAUGGUGCAUGGUAGGAAUCACGAGAGUGAGGAGAGCUCAUCAAAUGAGGACGAAGUUGAGGUGAUCUUUCGCGGUGUCCCAAAUGUUCCCAGCAAAACAACAUAUGUACCACAGAUGAGCAGCUGCAAAAUGAUGCAGCGAAAACUUGAGUUAAAGGUGGAAAGAGCAAAAAGAACGUAUAAAAAGCUCAUUGAAACUGAAGAUUCUCCACAAGCUAAAUCAUCAAAUAUUAUUCCCAUAAAUCGCCUCCAAAUCCCUGGACAUGUGGAAAAUCAACCACUUGUGGAGUACAAAUCUGACCAUAGUGACGAAGAAGAGUCCCCAUCCUUCUUCCCACACCCAAAGUCGCUAAAAAUGCAGGAUUUCAGCGACACAUUUAGUAUACAAGAGCUUCCUGUCUCGAAUUCCGAUGACGAGGACUCCCAAACGCUUGAACUCGUGCCUCCGUCUUCCGAGGAUAGAUUCCUCACAAAGUUGUCUAAUUUCUUCUGCUGCAGUAAUUAAAUUGUCGUGAAUUUUGAAUUAUAAGAAAAAAAAAGAAAUAAAAUUGUCCACUUUGAUAACGAGAAUUAGGUCGAAAAUUCGCCGCAUUCAAAAGCAAUCCGAAAACGAAUUAGAAGUGGUCGAAAUCGGAUCA